Molecule: messenger RNA, 788 nt
Organism: Mytilus trossulus (common blue mussel)
Lineage: Eukaryota; Metazoa; Mollusca; Bivalvia; Mytilida; Mytilidae
Exons: 3
Coding region: 53-784 (243 amino acids)
Source: RefSeq, a predicted model, not a curated record
GACAGUGCUGUGCGUAGGUUUUUGUAACAUCGAGGCAUGCAGUGAACUUACCAUGGACUUCGUCCUUGCUUUGUUUCUUAAUGUAGUACUUUUUAUGUUUUCUGCUCGAAGUACAACUGCUGGGGCACCAAACCAAAGUGCAAUUUAUAUUCAAUUACAAAGAGACGGUAAUUUUGAUAAUAAGAUUUCAAAUGCAGUACCAUUAAAAUCUUUAAAACCUGUGAAUUUAAUAAAGUGUGCAAGACAUUGUUUACAAACAGAAAAUUGUGAAUCCGUAUUUUUUCACAAAGAUGGCAAGGUUUGUAUUAUGUAUUCAUCCAGGAUGGCAGCAGUUUAUAGUGUUUCGAGUGAAAAUGGAUGGAGAUUUUACCAUAAAGGUCAAAAUUUGUGCUCCUUGACAGAUGGAUACAGGUAUGAUGCUAAUUUAGAUCGGUGUAUCAAGGCAUACGAUACAGCUAAAUCUCACUUUGAAUCUUCUACUGCUUGUCAAGCUGAUAAUGCUGCUUUGGUUAGAAUUGAUAGCAAUGCCAUGUGGACAUUUGUUAAAAAUGAAUUAGCUGCUAAAAAUAUAGUAGACACUUAUGUACAAGGCUCAAAAGACGGGCAAGGCGUAUGGAGGUACGACGAUGGUUCAAAAAUUACAUUUAUACAAUGGGGAACCUCCCAACCUGGAAAUGGCGCUUCUGAUAUUCGUUUAAAUCUUUGGAAAAGUCAUGGAUAUCGCUUCCAUGACGUAACAGGAAACAGCCAAUAUUGCUUUGUUUGUGAAAUAAACAUGAAGUAGAUUA